GUUGAGAUCUAAGCAUCUGAAGGCUGUUGAAUCUAACAAAGACAAAGCGCAUUCGUUGGAGAUGGAAAUUGUCGAGUCUGAUGUUGAAUUGGACAAUUCGGAUGUUGUGGAGCCGGACUAUGACCCUCCGCUUCAGAUGGGUGAUCCUUCGGUUGAAGUGAAUGAAGCAGAUCGAGAAGGUGCCCUAGUGCAAAAAGCAAUGGCCAUGGAUGCAGCAUUUCUUGAAGGAAAUCUCGUUAAAGCUAUGAGUCAUCUAACUGAAGCGGUCGUGUUGAAUCCAAAAUCAGCAAUGCUGUAUGCUAGCAGAGCUAGUAUGUUCGUUAAGCUGAAGAAACCAAAAGCUGCAAUCCGUGAUGCUGAUGCUGCAUUGAAGAUCGACGAUGAGUUGUUUAAAGGAUAUAAAGCUCGAGGUAUGGCAAAAGGGAUGUUGGGCUUGUGGGAAGAUGCUGCAAGAGAUUUGCAUAUGGCAAGAAAGUUUGAUUUUGAUGAGGAGACUACUGUGAUGCUUAAGAAGGUGGAAUCGAAUCGCAAGAAGAUUGCAGAACACCGCCAAAAAUACGAAAAGCUUCAAAAAGCAAGUGAGCAGAGAAAGGCUGAGGUCGAAAGGCUGAUAAAGAUGAAGGAAGCUGAAAAUGAAUCUGCUUCACUGCUGAAGGAUGGGCAAGUGAUUCGUGGCGCCUCUGCUAAGGACCUGAAGAUGAAGCUGGACGCUGCUGCAAAGACGUCUUGCCUUGCAAUAGUCUACUUCACUGCAACAUGGUGCGGCCCCUGCGUUCACAUUGGUCCUAUAUUCACAAACCUAGCCUCAAAAUACCCCAAGGUGGUGUUCCUGAAACUCGACAUUGAUGAGGCGCGGGAUGCAGCAGCAGAGUGGCGAAUCCAAAGCAUCCCGAGUUUCUAUCUGUGGAAAGAUGGAAGAGUGGUGGGUGAAGAGCUCCAGAUGAGGAUGAGCUCACUUGAAAAGAUGAUUCAUGAGCACACUGCUUAGAUCUUCAAACAACAUUCUUUAUUUGUAUGUUUACCAAGGUAAAGACACAUCAAAAUGAGUUCUUGUUUUAGUGUUUACUGCCAAGAAAAGUUAUAAUGUUUCAGUGUUCUUUUAGUUGUGUUUUGGUGAUUAGCUAUGACAGACUUGAAAAGUAGAGAUUUUUGUUAGACCUAAACCCACAAAAUUGUAGUAAUCCAUGUAGCAGAGACAUCAUACUCCAUCAUUAUGUAAAAUGUCUAUUAUACCCUUCAACUCUGUUA
Molecule: messenger RNA, 1248 nt
Organism: Salvia splendens (bonfire salvia)
Lineage: Eukaryota; Viridiplantae; Streptophyta; Magnoliopsida; Lamiales; Lamiaceae
Product: TPR repeat-containing thioredoxin TDX
Exons: 8
Coding region: 62-988 (308 amino acids)
Cellular component (GO): histone deacetylase complex
Molecular function (GO): Hsp70 protein binding
Source: RefSeq, a predicted model, not a curated record